Messenger RNA from Oryza sativa Japonica Group (Japanese rice), 2647 nucleotides. Its product is annotated as subtilisin-like protease SBT5.3. Lineage: Eukaryota; Viridiplantae; Streptophyta; Magnoliopsida; Poales; Poaceae. Gene Ontology annotation, biological process: proteolysis. Gene Ontology annotation, molecular function: serine-type endopeptidase activity. The record is from RefSeq and is a predicted model, not a curated record.
ACCAAGCUUAUUUAUACCACUCAGUCACACUCACUGGAGAUCGAUCAAGACGACGACGAGUGAUCAUCCUCAUCAUCCAUGGCGAGCAGUAGGCUGUUCCUCGCCGCCGCCCUCCUGUGCCUCGCCUCCUCCGCCCAAGCAUUCAAGAAGCCCUACAUCGUGUAUCUGGGAUCACACCCGUACGGCCCAGAUGCGUCGGCGGAGGAGCACGCCCGUGCGACGCAGUCUCACCACGACCUUCUAGGAUCAGUUCUUGGCAGUAAGCAAUUGGCCAAGGACGCGAUACUCUACUCCUACACCAAGAACAUCAACGGCUUCGCGGCGCAUCUGGAGGAGGAGGUAGCAACCCAGAUCGCGAGGCACCCUGACGUGGUGACGGUGAUGGCGAGCACGAUGCUGAAGCUGCACACGACGAGGUCAUGGGACUUCAUGGACAUGGAGAGGGACGGCCAGAUCCUCCCGGACUCCAUCUGGAAGCACGGCAGGUUCGGCCAGGACGUCAUCAUCGCCAACCUCGACAGCGGUGUGUGGCCGGAGUCCAACAGCUUCACCGACGAGGAAGUGGUCGGCGAGGUGCCCAAGCGCUGGAAGGGCUCCUGCUCUGACACCGCCAAGUACGGUGUCUCCUGCAACAAGAAGCUGAUCGGCGCCAGGUACUUCAACAAGGACAUGCUGUUGAGCAACCCGGGCGCGGUGGACGGCAACUGGUCGCGCGACACGGAGGGGCACGGCACGCACACGCUGUCCACCGCCGGCGGCCGCUUCGUGCCCAGGGCCAGCCUCUUCGGCUACGCCAACGGCACGGCCAAGGGCGGCGCGCCGCGGGCGCGCGUCGCGGCCUACAAGGUGUGCUGGUCCGGCGAGUGCGCCGCCGCCGACGUGCUGGCGGGGUUCGAGGCCGCCAUCCACGACGGCGCCGACGUCAUCUCCGUCUCCUUCGGCCAGGACGCGCCGGUCGCCACCGUCGCCUCCUUCCUCCAGGAGCCCGUCACGCUCGGCUCCCUCCACGCCGCCAUGAAUGGCGUCUCCGUCGUCUGCUCCGCCGGCAACUCCGGGCCCCUCGAGGACACCGUCGUCAACGCCGCGCCGUGGGUCACCACCGUCGCCGCCAGCACCGUCGACCGGGACUUCCCCAACGUCGUCACGCUCGGCAACAACGCGCACAUGACGGGGAUGAGCUUGGAGACGACGACCUUGCACUCUACCCAGCUCUACUCGAUGAUCAAAGCCAGCGACGCCGCGCUCGCGAGCUCUGACCCCGCCGUCGCGUCGACUUGCCCACCAGGCACGCUUGACCCGGAGAAGGUGAAGAACAAGAUCGUGGUGUGCGUGCGUGGCGGCGACAUCCCAAGGGUGACGAAGGGCAUGACCGUCCUCAACGCCGGCGGCACCGGGAUGAUCCUCGCGAACGGCGAGAUGGACGGCGACGACAUCGUCGCCGACCCGCACGUGCUCCCAGCCACCAUGAUCACCUACAGCGAGGCCAUGUCGCUGUACAAGUACAUGGACUCCUCCAAGAACCCCGUGGCGAACAUCUCGCCGUCCAAGACGGAGGUCGGCGUGAAGAACUCGCCGUCGGUGGCGGCCUUCUCGUCGCGGGGGCCAAGCGGGACGCUGCCGUGCGUGCUGAAGCCGGACAUCGCGGCGCCGGGCGUGGACAUCCUGGCGGCGUUCACCGAGUACGUCAGCCCGACGGAGGUCCCCAACGACGAGCGGCGGUCGGAGUACGCCAUCCUGUCCGGCACGUCCAUGGCGUGCCCGCACAUCUCCGGCGUGAUCGGGCUCCUCAAGGCGGCGCGCCCGGAGUGGAGCCCCGCCGCGAUGCGCUCCGCGAUCAUGACCACGGCGCGCACCCAGGACAACACCGGCGCGCCGAUGCGCGACCACGACGGGAGGGAGGCGACGGCGUUCGCGUUCGGCGCCGGCAACAUCCACCCGAACCGCGCCGUCGACCCGGGCCUCGUCUACGACCUCUCCAAGGAGGACUACUUCGUCUUCCUCUGCUCCAUGGGGUUCAACUCCAGCGACCUCGCCAAGCUGAGUGCCGGCAACUUCACCUGCCCGGAGAAGGUCCCGCCGAUGGAGGACCUCAACUACCCGUCCAUCGUGGUGCCGGCGCUGCGGCACACGUCGACGGUGGCGCGGCGGCUCAAGUGCGUCGGCCGGCCGGCGACGUACCGCGCGACGUGGCGCGCCCCGUACGGGGUCAACAUGACGGUGGAGCCGGCGGCGCUGGAGUUCGGCAAGGACGGCGAGGUGAAGGAGUUCAAGGUGACGUUCAAGUCGGAGAAGGACAAGCUCGGCAAGGGCUACGUCUUCGGGAGGCUCGUCUGGUCGGAUGGGACCCACCAUGUCAGGAGCCCCGUCGUGGUCAACGCCUUGGACUGAGGCGCCGAGAUUCGUGCGCGCGCUAUCGAUCCAAGACGGGCGCAGAUCAGGGUUUAGGUGUUCUUUUAUUAUUUAUUUUUUGAUUGAGAGGGAUAAUAUUAUAGUCCAUUAUAGAGUGAGAGGCUAGAUCUCUUGGUUGUUAAUAAGGUUGGAUAUUUUUUCGGAAUUGCUGUAAAGUUGUCGACGGUUUUUUCUCCAAAAGAUUUUCACUUUGUGGACCUUUAGAUUAUUGUUGAGAUUUGUGAUACUUGGCGUUCAA